Molecule: messenger RNA, 342 nt
Organism: Trypanosoma rangeli
Lineage: Eukaryota; Euglenozoa; Kinetoplastea; Trypanosomatida; Trypanosomatidae
Exons: 1
Coding region: 1-342 (113 amino acids)
Source: RefSeq, a predicted model, not a curated record
AUGCCUGGGGCGAAGCAGGAGGGAACGGACACGAAACAGCGGCAGUGUCUAGAGGAGCAGGAGGAGGAGGGGGUGGGUGAGGAGCUGAAAUGGCUUUGUUUUGUUUUGGUGACGGCACCAAGUUUACCUGCGGCGUCUUCACACUUGUCAACCCCGUCGGUUUCCGCACCUCUCUGCACCUCUGGGCGUUGUGCGCUGGUGGCGGCGGUGGCCAUCCUUGCGGCUGUGACUCCCCCUCAUAUUAUGAUUAUUGCUUCCGCCACUUUUUUUUUUUGUGGAUUUGAUUUCCGUGGUGCCCUUUACGGCAAGGACGCAGCGCGGGUGCGUGUGGAAAGGGAGUGA